Molecule: messenger RNA, 477 nt
Organism: Parastagonospora nodorum SN15
Lineage: Eukaryota; Fungi; Ascomycota; Dothideomycetes; Pleosporales; Phaeosphaeriaceae
Exons: 2
Coding region: 1-477 (158 amino acids)
Biological process (GO): mitochondrial translation
Cellular component (GO): mitochondrial large ribosomal subunit
Molecular function (GO): structural constituent of ribosome
Source: RefSeq, a predicted model, not a curated record
AUGGCCUCACCAAUACCCUCAAUUGGCGCCCUCCGCGCCCUACGCCAAUCGAUACAGCCUCAAGUGCGGCAAACGACCCAAGUCCGACAUGCGACACUCAUCAAGCGACCGAAACGCCCCUACACCUUCACACAGCUCAUCACUUUAUCCGAUGGCAGCUCCUUCACACUGCGCACGACGAACCCGCAACCCGUAUACAAGAGCGCGAAAGAUAUAAGGAACGCGCCGUUGUGGAACCCCAGUUCACAAAAGCUGUUGAACGUGGAGGAGGACGAGGCAGGAAGAUUGGCGGCUUUCCGCGCGAAGUUUGGUAGAGGUUGGGAUACAGAUGCGGAGAAGGGCAAGAAGCAAGGUGAUCACCUUAUGGACCUGAUUAGCGGACAGGGCACAGGUCCAACGAAGCCGACGCCAGCAGCCAAAGGACCUAUUGUGAAGCCACCGAAGAUAGAAGGAGGAAAGGAAAAGGGUGAUAAAUAG